AUGGCUGAGUCUGCUGUUAAGGCCGUGGUCGGGAAUGUGAGCAAACUUGCGGUUUGGGAAACCUCACUUUUAUGUGGUGUCACAGGUGAAGUAGGAUUCUUGAAAGAUGAACUGAAGCGGUUAAAGUGCUACCUUAGAUCUGCUGAUGCUAAACGGAAAUCAGGAGACGAGUGUGUGGCUACCUGGCUCAGCCAGAUCAGGGACGUGACAUAUGAGUCCGAGAAUGUCAUUGAAGCUGCAGAUUACAUGGAGAAGAGAAACAGGCUGAAGAAUGGAUUCUUGGGUGCCAUUUCAAGGUAUGCUCGCUUGCCAAGUGACAUGGUUACCCUUCAUAAAGUUGGUGCUGAAAUUCAGCGUAUAAGAAGGAAGAUCAGUGAGAUAUUUGACAGUGCAAACCGUUUGAAUAUUGAUUUAGAUACUAGUGUUCUAGGUAAGUGUUGUGUCGAGGAUGAGUUUCCACGAGGCAAUGAUCUCAUGGAUCAAAACUUUGAGGAUGAUGUUGUCAUUGUUGGUUUUGAGGAUGAGUGCCAGGAAAUAACGGACAGGUUAGUCGACAAAGAGAACAAUACUCUUAGUGCUAUCUCCAUAGUUGCCAUGGGUGGGGCGGGAAAAACAUCACUCGUCAGAAAAAUCUACACUUCAUCAAGAGUAAAAGAACACUUCGACACAGUUGCUUGGGUGACUGUGUCUCAAAAGUUCAAGGCCGUUGAUUUACUCACAAGUAUUGUGGGACAAAUAAUGGGGGCCAGAGUUGGUUUUAAUAUCUGUGAGUGUGAGGUGGGAAAGGAGAUACAUAAUUUUCUGUUGCAAAAAAGAUUCUUAAUAGUUCUUGAUGAUGUUUGGGAAACAGAUACAUGGGAGCAAAUAAACAAAAUGGUUAAAGCAUUUCCAGAUGUAGCUAAUGGUAGUCGAGUGCUGUUAACCACACGAAAGCAAGAUGUUGCGAAUCAUGUGCAAAUGCCAACUCGUGUCCAUCAUUUGAAGAAGUUAGACGAAGAGAAAAGUUGGGAACUUUUUAGUAGCAAAGCUUUACCAUCAUACAGCAGGUGUGCUGUAUGUGAUGUGGAUGAGUUUGAAGAACUAGGAAAGAAGCUUGCAAAGAAAUGUAAUGGAUUACCGCUUGCACUUGCAGUUUUGGGGGGUUAUCUAUCAAAGAAUCUGAACAGAGAAACAUGGAUCAAUAUACUCUUGAGCUGGCCAUCAACCAAAGACGGACAGAUGAUGCGAGACAUACUAGCUCGCAGUUACAACGACCUACCAGAUCAUUAUUUAAGAUCAUGUUUCCUCUAUGUUGGUGCUUUCCCCGAGGAUUAUGAAAUAUCUGUGUCGGAUCUUAUUGAGUUAUGGAUAGCAGAAUGCUUCAUUCCACAUACACCAAAACAUACACUGGAAGAAAUAGCACGUAAGUAUGUAACUGAGUUAGCUCAAAGAAGCUUGGUCCAAGUAGUUAGUAGAAGCAGAGCACAUGGAUGGAUUGAAAGAAUAAGGAUCCAUGAUAUCUUGCGUGACUGGUGCAUAGAAGAAGCAAGAGAAGACGGCUUUCUUGAUAUGAUUGACAAAACUGCAUGCUGGGAUAGCGCAUCAUCAUUCGAAAGGACGCUAUCCUAUCGCGCUUCAUUCCAAAACUUCAGCGGUCAGAUUUUACAGGCAACAACUCCUAAUCUACGAACUCUGGUUGGCUUUGAACUUUCAUCAAUAUUCCUACCUAAGCUGAGAUUCCUGAGAGUUCUUCACAUUGAAAACUCAGACCUCGAGAAUUUCGCUCCAGCCAUUGGUGGGUGCAUUCAUCUAAGGUGCCUUAGGUUGAGAAGAUGUGGAAAUGUAACACUCCCUUCUUCAAUUGAAGAACUCCUUUACUUGCAGAUUAUAGACCUGAGGAAAACAAACUUGGACUCAACACUACCAAACUCUCUCUGGAAUAUUCCCACUCUAAGGCAUGUUUACCUGAGCAGUGCAUUUUCUUCACCAAGGAGUGUGGGACACAAAGAGCUCCAGACCUUAUGGUUGACUUGUGCGUCUGUUGGUACCAAAUAUCGCUAUCAUGACAUGGUGACGUUUUUGAGAAAAAUGAGACAACUGACAACCUUGUUCUUGGUAAUGAAGCCCAUGCAUGCUAAGAUAAUGAAUAUAUUUGCGUACAUGCCUCACCUGGUUGAUAUUCAUCUCGCCAGUUUUGGUGUGCUUGAUAAGCUUCCAGAGAGUAAUCACUUCCCGCAGAGCCUUCGGCAUCUCUAUCUAGAAGCUGAUGUCAUUGAACUAGACCCGAUGCCGAUCCUGGAGAAGCUUCCUUGUGUUGUGGUGUUGGAGUUGUCAGGGUAUAAAGGCCGAACCAUGUCAUUUUCUGCCCAAGGGUUUCCUCGUCUCCAAGAGUUAAAACUUGAUAAUUUCUCCGUCGAGCAGUGGAGGAUGGAGGUAGGAACAAUGCCAAAGCUCUCCCACCUGAAACUUUGGUUGUGCAAGGAGAUGUGGAAGUUACCCAACGGAUUGUUGCACCUUCCAUCCCUCAAGAAUUUGAAAUUAGUCAGUAAGUCCCCGAUUUCUGGAGAUGACAGCACACUGAAGGAGCUGGAGCGGAGAGGAUGCAAGGUGGAACUUUAA
Messenger RNA from Triticum turgidum subsp. durum (durum wheat), 2598 nucleotides. NCBI's taxonomy places the organism in Eukaryota, Viridiplantae, Streptophyta, Magnoliopsida, Poales, Poaceae. The record is from the annotation of a GenBank genome assembly.